Molecule: messenger RNA, 2034 nt
Organism: Nicrophorus vespilloides
Lineage: Eukaryota; Metazoa; Arthropoda; Insecta; Coleoptera; Silphidae
Gene: Art4
Product: histone-arginine methyltransferase CARMER
Exons: 8
Coding region: 162-2006 (614 amino acids)
Biological process (GO): peptidyl-arginine methylation
Molecular function (GO): protein-arginine N-methyltransferase activity
Source: RefSeq, a predicted model, not a curated record
AAGUAUAAAAUGGAAGAGGCGAAAUAGUGCGUCACAGUCAGCAGCAGUUUUGCAAGUUGGUUUGAUAUAGGAUUUCUUGGUUGUGAUGAAUGGUUGCCAACUUUAGGAACGACAGCAUUGGCGAUCAGUGAGUUUCGUUAAAUUAGACAGUCGGCUACAUAAUGGUAGAUAAAGAGGUUGUUAGUGUGACAAAUAUGGCGCCGAAUUGUUGGACUGUCGAAGUGUUCGUUAUUGAUGCCGAUGGUUUGCCACAAAGGAAAUAUGAGAAUUCCGUUCAUAUGAAGUUAGACUACGAUCCGCAAGGGUUAAGUCUCAAGAUUAUCUCCGGUUGUGAUGAGACCCUUCUACUUGAGUUCCCCAUACAUGUUAAUAUUGAGUGUUGUAAGGUUACCCCGAAGGCUUACAUUUUCCACAUUGACAAUGAAUCAUUGUUCUUUAAAUUCCAAGAGGAAGAAGAUUGUAGAGCUUUCCACAUAUCGGUGUCUAAAAUCAAGUCUGGAAAGGGGGCAUCAGUGUUUUCUAUGAGGACAGAAGACUCAUCUGCCACCCAGUACUUUCAAUUUUAUGGAUACCUGUCUCAGCAACAGAAUAUGCUUCAAGACUUUGUGAGAACAUCCACCUACCAAAGGGCAAUUCUCUGCAACCUGGCAGAUUUCAAGGACAAAGUGGUGUUAGACGUUGGCGCUGGAUCUGGUAUCCUGUCUUUCUUUGCUGCUCAAGCUGGUGCGAAAAAAGUGUAUGCAGUUGAAGCGUCCACAAUGGCGCAUUUUGCACAAAAGUUAGUCGCUGCUAAUGACUUGCAAGAUAUUAUAAAAGUAGUUCCUGGAAAGAUCGAGGAGAUCGAUCUUCCUGAAAAAGUUGAUAUAAUCGUGUCCGAGCCAAUGGGAUAUAUGCUGUACAACGAAAGAAUGUUGGAAACAUAUUUACAUGCCAAGAAAUGGUUACAGCCAAAUGGAAAAAUGUUCCCUACAAGAGGCGACUUGCACAUCGCUCCGUUCACAGAUGACGCACUUUAUAUGGAACAGUUCGGUAAAGCGAACUUCUGGUUCCAAACAUGCUUUCAUGGUGUCAGCUUGUCCGCUAUACAAAACUGUGCAAUUAAAGAGUACUUCCGGCAACCGAUAGUAGAUACCUUCGACGCCAGAAUAUGCCUGAGCAAAUCCGUUAGGCAUGUUGUAGAUUUCCUAGAAGCCUCAGAGACUGAUCUGCACACAAUUGAUAUACCAAUUGAGUUUCACUUACUAGAGUCGGGAACAUGCCACGGAUUGGCGUUCUGGUUCGAUGUGGCAUUCAUUGGUACCGAUGCUACAGUUUGGUUGAGUACCGCGCCGACCGAACCUUUAACACAUUGGUACCAAGUUCGUUGUUUGCUGGAAGAACCUAUUCUCGUAAAGCAAGGGCAAGUGCUAACUGGCAAGGUAGUUCUUGUAGCCAAUAAAAGGCAAAGCUACGACGUAACUAUUGAGUUAAAGUUGGAAGGAACUACACAGAGAUCGUCUAACACAUUGGAUCUGAAGAAUCCAUAUUUCCGUUACACCGGGGCCCCUGUACAGCCGCCACCUGGUGCUUCCAAUAUCUCUCCCAGUGAAAACUACUGGAACCAACUGGAUGCUCAAGGAGUUAGAAAUGCUGUUAACAUGGUUAAUGGUAUGUCAGUUAAUGGGCUAGGAGAAGUUUCAAUGGACACCACUCAGACUGUUAUUAGCAAUACACUAAUUGCUAACAAUCUAAUUGCCCUUGAUCCAACCCAGCUGCACGAGGUAGCUCAACCUUCCAUCCAUCCAGGCUGCAUCUCCAGUACGGGACGAGGAAGGGUGGCGGCGAGUCCGACGUCGACGCAGACCGCGCAAUUAAUCGGAGGUGCAAUUUCGCCGUCUCUAUUCACAACGCCAAAUGUUCAACAGCAGCCGUUAGUUAUGGCCAACUACCCCGUUAGUCCGAACUUAAUGAUCGGGGAUUAUGUAACACCGGGGAACGCAGUGAACAUUCCCACCUAUCGACAGUAAUUGUUAUACUUCAUUUUACAAAAAAAAA